UGAACUGUAGACUUGUGUGUUUUUUUCUCCAUUUUUUCUUUCCUUGUAAUUUGCCAUCGAAGAAGCGUUGUCGCUUGUCGCUUUUGAUUAACAAUAAUCAUCAUUUAUCCGUUGCAUCUCAACAAAUAAUAUCAAAAUGUUGAUGCCAAAAAAGAAUCGUGUUGCUAUCUAUGAAUACCUCUUCAAGGAAGGUGUCAUGGUAGCCAAGAAAGACUUCCACGCACCAAAGCAUCCUGAAUUGGAAGCAAUUCCAAAUCUCCAAGUCAUCAAGGCUAUGCAGUCUUUGAAAUCCAAAGGAUUCGUCAAGGAACAAUUUGCAUGGAGACAUUAUUACUGGUACCUCACAAAUGAAGGUAUCGAAUACUUACGUGGUUUCCUUCAUCUUCCACCUGAAAUUGUUCCAUCAACAUUGAAACGUCAACCAAGACCAGAAACUGCUCGUCCAAGACCAGCAGCAACAAAAUCAGACUCAUCAAGACCAACUGAAGAUAGAGCUGGAUACAGACGUGGACCAGGUGGUCCACCAGCACCUGGUGAUAAGAAAGCAGACAUUGGUCCAGGUACUGGUGAUCUUGAAUUCCGUGGUGGUUUUGGACGUGGUAAAGCACCACAAUAGAUUUGUACGAUGGCAAAAAAUUUAUUAAAAUAAAAAAAAAAUUAAAUAAAAAAAUAAAUUAAAAAUUUUGUUUUUCAUUAUUUUUCAAUAAUUAAUUGAAAUAAAUAUUUAUGUCUCUCUUCAAA
Molecule: messenger RNA, 741 nt
Organism: Aphidius gifuensis
Lineage: Eukaryota; Metazoa; Arthropoda; Insecta; Hymenoptera; Braconidae
Product: 40S ribosomal protein S10-like
Exons: 3
Coding region: 137-616 (159 amino acids)
Cellular component (GO): cytosolic small ribosomal subunit
Molecular function (GO): structural constituent of ribosome; RNA binding
Source: RefSeq, a predicted model, not a curated record